GGCUUUUCGUUAACGGCACCGUUUCGAAGUGUCGUUUCUCUUGCAUAAUAUUCCCUUGAAGACAUCAGGUGGAAAACACGAAAUAUUCCGCUGCACGACGGUCGCGGAAGCUCCUCGCGUACCCAACCGCACAGAAGAAAUGCAAAACCUAGCCGAAUCACAACCAGAGAGAAACCCGGACCAGGAUGAUCAAACGGUGGAGAUUGAUCUAUCAUCCACCACCACUCUUGAUCUCACCAGUUUCCAGCUCCACGAUCUCGACUCAGUGGAAUUGCCGCCAAACCUUACCGAGUUGGACCUAACAGCGAAUCGCUUAUCGAGGUUGGACCUUCGGAUUGCGAAUCUCAUUAACCUCAAAAAGCUCUCUUUUCGGCAGAACCUCAUCGACGAUGCUGCUAUCGAGCUGAUCUCUAGCUGGGACUCGUUAUCUGGUCUUGAGGAGUUAGUACUUAGGGACAAUAAACUGAUGAACAUACCCGAUGUUAGCAUAUUCAAGAAGCUCUUGGUUUUUGAUGUUUCUUUCAAUGAAAUCACUUCAUUGCACGGAUUGUUGAAGGCCUCCAACACAAUCAAGGAACUUUAUGUCUCCAAAAAUGAAGUUACUAAGAUGGAGGAGAUUGACCACUUGCAUGAGUUGCAAAUUCUUGAACUUGGUUCUAACAGAUUUCGGGUCAUGGAAAAUUUGCAAAAUUUCACAAAGUUACAAGAGCUGUGGCUAGGAAGAAACCGAAUCAAAGUGAUAAACCUUUGUGGGCUUGGAUGCAUCAAGAAGAUUAGCUUGCAAAGUAAUCGUUUAACUUCUAUGAUAGGAUUGGAGGAAUGCAUGGCCCUAGAAGAAUUAUACUUGAGCCACAAUGGUAUUGCAAAAAUGGAAGGCCUAUCAACAUUGGUCAACCUCCGAGUUUUAGAUGUUUCAUCAAAUAAGCUAACAUCAGUAAAUGACAUUCAAAACUUGACAAGAUUGGAAGACUUAUGGCUUAAUGACAACCAAAUAGAAUCACUUGAAAACAUAGCUGAGGCUGUUUCUGGUUCAAGAGAAAAGCUCACCACUAUCUACCUUGAAAAUAAUCCAUGUGCAAAGUCUCCAAAUUAUUCUGCUACUCUGAGACAAAUUUUCCCCAAUAUUGAGCAAAUCGAUUCUGAUGUAUUUGCUUAGAAGUUUAUUAUAGGUUCUUCUUUCUUUACUGUUGUAGUUGAAAGCUCAGAACAAGUCUGCAAUCAUGUGAGUAAUCUGUUGAAUGCAAUUUCUCUUCAGUUUCUCGUUGGUUGGAGCUAGCAAGUAGGAAAAAAAAAAAAAGUAAUCUCUAAUUCUUUAAAGGGUGUGGGGUUGAGGCUUUGUUAAUCAUGGGAUGUUUAUUAAAAUGUAGUGUUCCUUGUUUGGACAUUCUUUAUUUCUUGCAUUUGAACCUCUUUCCAACUGUUUUUCGUUUUGAAUUAAUAUUUCAAGCUUUCUAUCUUA
Messenger RNA from Durio zibethinus, 1459 nucleotides. RefSeq names its product protein phosphatase 1 regulatory inhibitor subunit PPP1R7 homolog. The record is from RefSeq and is a predicted model, not a curated record. Gene Ontology annotation, molecular function: protein binding. NCBI's taxonomy places the organism in Eukaryota, Viridiplantae, Streptophyta, Magnoliopsida, Malvales, Malvaceae.